UAUCAGCUUAUCGGCAUUCGUUGUCCACCGUUAUCCGCCGAGCACAUGCUAAUGUCCCCUAUAACUUCUUACUCACUUCUUCGGUAAUAUCAUCACAUCAUGCCGAGUCUAAAGUCGCAUGUCACCCGGUCGUAACAGCACUUUUAAUACGAUUUCGAACACCAUGAGCUGAUCGAUCGUCGAAUUAGCAAUCCCGAGGUUCUACCACACUCUCGAAAUGGUCAAGGAACAGUACAGGGACACCGACGGGUCGCGCAUAAUAUCUAAGAUCAGCUUUACUGUCGACAACCCUCAAGACAUUCAGAGGAAAUCACAUCUAUGCAUAAAUACCAGGAACCUGUAUGCUAUAAAUAAUCAGAAUGUUGCCACGCGUACGCCGCAUCCGUAUGGAGUACUGGAUCAUAAAUUGGGAGUCAACCAAAAAGAUGCAACAUGUAUGACUUGCAACAAAGGGCUAAAUGAUUGCCCGGGGCACAUGGGCUUCAUAGAUUUACAAUUACCAGUCUUUCAUGUGGGCUUUUUCAGUUCGGUCAUUACAAUAUUACAGACAAUUUGUAAAAACCCAUUUUGCGCCAAAGUAUUAUUAAACAAUGAAGAUCGAAUGUUUUUCUAUACUAAAUUGAGAAACAAAAAUUUAACCUACACAAUGCGUAAAAAAGUUUUUAAAGAAGUUCACGCCAAAGCAAAAAAAGUACAGAUAUGUCCAUUUUGCAAUGACAUUGUAGGUCAAGUAAAAAAAAAUGGUAUUUUGAAAAUCUCAUAUGAUCGUUAUCGGUAUAAAAAACCUGGUGCUGAAGCUGAAACCAAAUUAUGUGCUUUGAACGGUGUCAUUAAGUAUAACAAAGAAGUGGAAUCUAUGCGAAAUUUUUUAUUCAAUGAAAACCUCAAUCCUCAAGAAGUUCUUCGUUUAUUGUUGUCCAUACCGUAUGAAGACAUUAUAUUAUUGGGUAUGAAUCCUGAAGUGUCUAAUCCUGGAUGGUUGUUAAUGACAAGAAUGUUGGUACCUCCAAAUUGUAUUCGUCCAUCUGCAGUCUCUGACAUACGAUCUGGAACUAAUGAAGAUGACUUAACAUUAAAGUUAUCUGAAGUAUUGUUUAUCAAUGAUGUGAUUGUGAAGCAUAAACAGUCUGGUGCCAAACCCCAAUUGCUACAUGAGGACUGGGAAUAUUUGCAAUUACAUUGUGCACUUUAUAUUAAUAGUGAUUUAUCUGGUGUUUCACGAACAAUGAUGCCAAAAAAAAUUGCGAGAGGAUGUGUUCAGCGCUUAAAAGGAAAACAUGGACGGUUCCGUGGUAAUUUGUCUGGUAAAAGAGUAGACUUUACAGCACGAUCCGUCAUUUCACCUGACCCAAAUCUUCGAAUAGAAGAAGUUGGUGUUCCUGUUCGUAUGGCUAAAAUUUUAACAUAUCCUCAAAAAGUAUGCCCAGCCAAUAUUGAAUUAAUGCGUAAACUAGUUAUGAAUGGACCUGAAAUUCAUCCAGGUGCUAAUUUUGUGGAACUUCAAGGUUCUAAAUUAAAAAAAUACUUGAGGUUCGGAAACAGACCAGCUAUAGCUAAAGAUUUAAAAAUUGGAGAUAUUGUUGAAAGACAUUUAUCUGAUGGUGACAUAGUAUUGUUCAAUCGACAGCCAAGUCUUCAUAGAUUAAGCAUUAUGUGUCAUAGAGCAAAAGUUUUAGAACAUAACACAUUAAGGUUUAACGAAUGUGUAUGUACUCCUUAUAAUGCCGAUUUUGAUGGUGAUGAAAUGAAUUUGCAUUUACCACAAACUGAAGAAGCUAGAGCUGAAGCUGGUUUGUUAAUGAUUAAUAAAUCAAACCUAGUCACACCUAGAAAUGGUGAUAUUCUUAUUGCUGCGACUCAAGAUUUUAUUACUGGAGCUUAUUUAUUGACACAUAAAAAUACUUUUCUUAAUCGAAGAGAUGCUAGUAGACUGAUAGGUUGGUUAAUGUCUGGUGAUGAUGUUAACAUUGCUUUAGAUUUACCACGUCCAGCUAUUCUCAAACCUCACAUGCUUUGGACUGGUAAACAAAUAUUAAGCAUAAUUAUGAAACCAAGUAAAAAAUGCUUGGUAAAAGCUAAUCUACGGUGUAAAGGAAAAUCAUAUACUCGUGAUGAAGAAUUUUGUUUCAGAGAUUCUUACGUUUACAUAAGAAAUUCUGAAUUAUUGGCUGGCACUAUGGAUAAAGCAACAUUAGGUUCAGGCAGUAAAUCAAAUAUAUUUUAUAUAUUAUUGGCUGACUGGGGUACUGAUGUUUGUUGCAAAGUAAUGUGGCGUUUAACACGUCUUACAUCAUAUUUUUUAAUGUUAAGAGGAUUUUCUAUUGGCAUUGGUGAUGUCACGCCUAGUAAUGAUUUGUUACGUUCUAAAAACAAAUUGGUUUUCAAUGGAAAUGCACUUUGUGAAGAAAAUAUUCGCUUAAGAAAUGCAAAAGAAUUGAAGUGUCAACCUGGUUGCAAUAUGGAUGAAACUUUAGAGGCAAAUAUUCUAAAACAAUUGUCUGGUAUUCGAGAUUCUGUAGGUAAAGCUUGUUUGCAAGAACUUCACUUCACUAAUGGUCCAUUGAUCAUGGCACUCUCUGGAUCUAAAGGAUCCAAUAUUAAUAUAUCUCAGAUGAUUGCCUGCGUAGGCCAACAAGCUUUGAGUGGACAUCGUGUACCAGAUGGAUUUGAGUCUAGAUCACUACCUCAUUUUAAACGUUUCUCAAAAACUCCAGAAGCUAAAGGUUUUGUAGAGAACAGCUUUUAUUCCGGUUUAACACCAACAGAGUUCUUCUUUCAUACAAUGGGUGGUCGUGAAGGUCUUGUUGAUACAGCUGUAAAAACUGCAGAAACUGGUUACAUGCAACGGCGUCUUGUUAAAUCUUUGGAAGAUUUAUGCAUACAUUAUGACAAUACUGUGCGUAAUGCAUUCGGAGAUGUUAUACAGUUUGAAUUUGGAGGUGACAGCUUAGAUCCUACUUAUACAGAAGGUGAUGGUGUCCCAGUUGAUCUUAAACGUGUAUAUUUCAAUGUGACUGCUAACUAUCCAUGCCAUGAAGAAUGUACACUAGACUCUGAUGAAAUAUUAAAAAUUACUGAUGAUGUUUUAUUAUCUGAUAAUUUUAAAUUAGUAAAUAAUAUAUUUAUAGAAGAAUUAAGAAAUUUUGGAAAACAUUUAUCAAACCGUAUGGCUGAAGUAAGAAAAAAAUGGUUGAGCUUAGAAGUUUCAAAACUACAACGAAUAACAUCUACACAAUUAAUCAAAUUUUAUAUGACUUGUCUUACCAAAUAUAUGUCAGCUAUAAUUGAACCAGGAACUCCUGUUGGAGCUAUUGCAGCUCAAAGUAUCGGUGAGCCAGGCACACAAAUGACACUGAAAACUUUUCAUUUUGCUGGUGUUGCUUCAAUGAAUAUUACUCAAGGUGUGCCUAGAAUCAAAGAAAUUAUUAACUCGAGUAAAAAUAUAAGUACUCCCAUUAUAACAGCAUAUUUAGAAAAUGAUAAGGACAAAGAAUUUGCAAGAAUUGUUAAGGCUCGUAUUGAACAAACAACUUUAACAGAAGUAUGUAGUUUUAUUGAUGUAGUACUUCACAGUUCUGAAUGCUAUCUUUUAGUACACAUAGACAUGAAUCGUAUAAAACUCUUACAACUUGAAGUAACAAUUGAGACAAUUAGAGAUAGCAUACUUACUACUCCACGUAUUGGAAUUAAAGCCAGUCAAGUGAAUAUUGACAAUGAAUCAUGUGUUAGUAUAGCUUUACCAAAUAAAGGCAAUCAAACAUUAAAUCAUUGGAUAAAUAUAUACAUGCAAAAUUUGCAAAAAGUUAUAAUUAAGGGUAUUAGUGCAGUUACACGGGCUGUAAUUCAUGAAGAAGAUGACAAUGGUGAAAUACGUUAUAAAUUACUUGUUGAAGGUGAUAACUUGCGGGAAGUAAUGGCUACACCAGGAGUAAUAGGAAAACGAUGCACCAGCAAUAAUACGUUUCAAGUGUGGAAUGCACUUGGCAUAGAAGCAGCUAGGUCUACAAUAAUAUCAGAAAUAGAUAGUGUGAUGGGUAAUCAUGGAAUAUCAAUCGACCCUCGACAUCCUAUGCUUAUUGCUGAUUUGAUGACAAGUCGGGGUGAAUUAUUGGGUAUAACACGUUUUGGCUUGUCUAAAAUGAAAGAAUCUGUACUGAAUCUCGCUUCGUUUGAGAAAACUUCUGAUCAUUUAUUUGAUGCCGCAUAUUAUGGACAAACUGAUACUAUAAAUGGAGUAUCUGAGAGUAUAAUCAUGGGUAUUCCCAUCAACUUGGGUACUGGAUUUUUCAAACUAAUUUACAAGACCAAAAACAAUGUCACAAAGUUGCCAAAACAGACAUUCAUAUUUGAUGAUCCUGAAUUACAUGAAAAUGGAUGUUAUUGGCAAUAAUACUUUAUGUAGAUUGCGGUAUUAAUAUUUACUAUAUUUUGUUAAUUAUACAAUUUUCAUCUGUGAUAUUAGUUAUUUGUGGUAUAUUUAAAAGGAGUCACCAUAUUAAUACUUACAUGGACACUGCAUCACUUGAAUCAUGAAACUAAUCAGUUACAAUUUAUUAUUUUAAUUAUUAACUGUGUACUUUUAUUAUAUUGU
Molecule: messenger RNA, 4591 nt
Organism: Sipha flava (yellow sugarcane aphid)
Lineage: Eukaryota; Metazoa; Arthropoda; Insecta; Hemiptera; Aphididae
Gene: Polr3A
Product: DNA-directed RNA polymerase III subunit RPC1
Exons: 28
Coding region: 218-4390 (1390 amino acids)
Biological process (GO): DNA-templated transcription
Molecular function (GO): DNA-directed RNA polymerase activity; DNA binding
Source: RefSeq, a predicted model, not a curated record